CUCCUCCCACUCCACUCCUCCCUCGCUCUCUCCCCAAAUGAUCGAAGAUCUCGCCUCCAGCGCCGGAGAUCCCUCCGAUGGAGCUCCGCAAUCGAAUCUCCUCGUCACAGGAGCUGCGAUUCGACGGUUUCGGCACCGGAAAUGGUGCCCCUUUGAUGGAGGACCAGACGAGGAGGGAAGGCCAUCUUGAUCCUAGGGUUCCAGCUGGUUCUGGUGUUGGAGGGGCGAAAUACAAGUCCAUGUCUCCGGCGCAGCUCCCGAUCUCGCGGUCCCUUCGCCUCACCAUCCCGUCUGGCUUCAGCCCCUCCGCGCUCCUCGAGUCCCCGGUUCUACUCACCAACAUGAAGGCAGAGCCUUCUCCAACCACAGGGACUUUCUUCAUGCCUUCUAUCAUAAGGGGUCCUGCUAAUUCUGCUAUGUUAUCAUCUCCAAGGGAUAAAUCUGAAGGUGACGGACACUUUGGAAGUUUUGAAUUCAGACCCAAUACCAGAUCAAACCUUUCCUGUUUGGCACCAUCGGUAAUUCUCUUUUAUCUUAGCAGUGCAGUAGCAGUGAACGUAUCAUCUGCAGGAAAAGCCGUCAGUACUGCCAGCACCCAGAGGCUGAGGGAUUCAGAUAGUUUAGAGUUGGUGCCUUUACAGCACAGAUGGCACUGCAGGCGAAAAUACGGUCAAAAACAUGUUAAAGGAAGUGAAUUUCCCAGGAGCUAUUACAAGUGCACACAUCCUAACUGUCAAAUGAAGAAGCAAUUAGAGCGCUCUCAUGAUGGACAGAUUACAGAAGUUGUCUAUAAAGGUCAUCAUGAUCAUCCUAAACCUCAGCCUAAUCGUAGAGUAGCCAUUGGUUCAGUUCUCUUAAACCAAGGAGAAGAAAAAACUGAUGGAUUCUCUUCUUUGGUGAAUGAUGAAGGUAUGUCAUAUCUUUAUCAUUCUUUCCAAUAUAUGAGAAACAGUGUUGCCAAAUGCUGCACGGACAACAUAUACUUAUCGGCUGCACGAUGUACUAAUGGACGCGAGCUCUCCCGUCUCUCAGUAAGCGAUGAAGAUGCAGAAAUUGGUGGUGCUCGUCCAAGCCAUGUCGGCGAAGAUGGUGUUGAUGGCGAUGAUCCGGUGAAUCUAAAGCAGGUGAUGGAAGAAAGACAUGGGAGUUACCACAAGUGCCGCACCAUCACCGGGUGCCUGUAAAGGAAACAUGCGUUGAAAAGAGCCUCGCAUGAUCCUAAAGCAGUCAUAACCACAUACGAGGGUAAACACAACCAUGAUGUACCUGCAUCAAGGAAUAGCUGCCAUGAAACUACUGCCCCGCCCCUGAUUGGAGCCGGCAUGAACACUCUGAACAGUCACAUGACCGUUUCUUUGAACGGAAUAUUAAGAACCUGUGACAUGAGGUCCAUCUCCCAUCACUACAACCAAUCUGAUGAAGCAGACACAUUAAGCCUUGACCUCGGUGUUGGCAUCAGUCCAAGACAGAACUCAUCCAAUGAGAAACUCCAUGCACCAGAUACCCAACAAACCCAGAAUCAAAUGCAUCUCACCAUGUCAGAUUACAACAAAUCAGUGGCUCAAGCAACUCCAAUGCCGAUGUUGUAUGGAAGCUCAAGUCAUAACUUGUAUCGGUCUAGAGAAGACAAGGAGGAAGGUUUCACUUUCAAUACCCCAGCUAUCAACCAUGCGGCAAACCAGUAUUUCCCGAACCCAGGAAAUCUAGUUAUGGGUCCAUAAAAAGUUCGUCUUUGGUGAUUCAACUGGUUUCCAUUAGAGUUAAGCACAAAUCAGUGUUGUUACUUGCAAGUUGUAUAAUUGUAACAUAAUUUUUCCUCAUGAUUUCUGCUGAUGGAUGGUUUGUUAGCUACUGCAAAAUCAACAGCAGGAAUCAUGUUUUUGGAAAGUCUUGUCUUGUAUGUUGAAAAACAAGAUUAUAUUGGCCUCAGUGUUAGCUGUAUAUUAAUCAAUUAUCAACUGUUGUAAUUGUUUCUGGAUUAAAAUAGUUGUUUUAUGUACAAGAAUUACCGAGUUGGCAAACUCGGAAAACAGCUCUUGUCGAUGAUUUACUAAUAAU
Messenger RNA from Dioscorea cayenensis subsp. rotundata (Guinea yam), 2058 nucleotides. Its product is annotated as WRKY transcription factor SUSIBA2-like. NCBI's taxonomy places the organism in Eukaryota, Viridiplantae, Streptophyta, Magnoliopsida, Dioscoreales, Dioscoreaceae. Gene Ontology annotation, molecular function: DNA-binding transcription factor activity; sequence-specific DNA binding. Gene Ontology annotation, biological process: regulation of DNA-templated transcription. The record is from RefSeq and is a predicted model, not a curated record.